This is a messenger RNA of Procambarus clarkii (red swamp crayfish), 2072 nucleotides long. It is a transcript of the gene Ns1, whose product is annotated as Nucleostemin 1. Gene Ontology annotation, cellular component: nucleolus. The record is from RefSeq and is a predicted model, not a curated record. Lineage: Eukaryota; Metazoa; Arthropoda; Malacostraca; Decapoda; Cambaridae. Gene Ontology annotation, molecular function: GTP binding.
GCGGUGGUAGCUGUGUUGUGGUGGAGAGGAGCACGUGCACCGUGUUGACGUUGGUGAGGAGCUGUGAGGCGGCAGGAGCCAGGGACGUGGUAGUGUUGUAGGCCAGCAGGAGAGUCAGCGUCACACCAUGGUUGCCAAGAAGAGGAAGACCAAACGAGUUACUUUUAAACUCAAAUAUAAGAUAGAGAAGAAAGUUCGGAAUCAUCAUAAAAAACUGAAGAAGGAGAAAAGAAAGCACCCAGAAAAGUUUAGAAAAAGGACUAAAGAUCCUGGAGUGCCAAAAUCACUUCCCUUCUAUGAGGAGGUCAUACAAGAGGCAGAAGCAGCAAAGGAGGCUCGAGAACGACGCAGAGAAGAAGCUAAACUUCGAAGAAAGGAGCAGAAAGACCAAGUUCUUGCCAAGAAGAGAGAUAUUGAAAACAUAGAUGAGCUCAUUCGAACCGCUGAGGAGCGUGGUGCCAAGUUUGAAGCAGACAAGGCUAAUACAGCAAGUUUAAGCAGCAGCUUAAGUGACAGAUCUGCAAAGGCAUACUACAGAGAGUUCAAGAAGGUUGUUGAAGCAGCAGAUGUUAUCUUGGAAGUGCUAGAUGCCCGUGACCCUUUAGGAACCAGGGUGCCUCAAAUGGAAUCUACUGUCGUAGGUCAGCCGGGUAAGAAGUUAGUUCUGGUGCUUAACAAGGCUGACUUAGUGCCCCGAGACAAUCUUGAAAAGUGGCUAAAAUACCUUCGCCGUGAACAUCCAACUGUAGCUUUCAAAUCAAGCACGCAGCUCCAAAGUUCCCGUCUAUCACAGUCAACCGCUAAAAUUCUACAGUCUACAAAGGCACUUAUGCAAUCUUCACGAUGCUUGGGUGCCGAUGUUCUCCUACAACUUCUGAAGAACUACUGCCGGAAUAAAGACAUAAAAACUGCAAUUACAGUUGGUGUUGUAGGGCUUCCCAAUGUUGGGAAGAGUAGCGUAAUCAACAGCUUGAAGCGUAGCAAGUCAUGUGGUGUUGGAUCAACUCCCGGUCUCACAAAAACAAUGCAGCAGGUUCAAUUAGACUCAAAAAUUCAAUUGCUGGACUGCCCAGGGAUAAUUCUUCCUGGUGGGGAUGCUUCUGAUGCUACAGCUGCACUCCGAAAUGCUAUUAAAAUUGAGCAGUUGGACGACCCCAUAAAACCUGUUGAAGCUGUAUUAGCUCGGGCAAACAAAAACCAGCUGAUGAUUUACUACCGCUUGCCCGAGUUCCAUAAUGCAGAUCAGUUUCUGGCAUUGUUGGCAAAGCGCUUGGGGAAAUUAAAGAAGAAAGGCAUUCCUAACAGAGAAAUUGCUGCUCGUAAAGUAUUACAGGACUGGAACACCGGCCUCAUAAAAUACUACACACAACCCCCAGAAGUUGCCAACACCCAAGUUGGGACAACAUUGGUCACCGAGUUAAGUAAAGAGUUUGACAUAGACAGUCUUGUGUUGGAAGAAGGAUCAAUGCUGUCAGCUCUGCCCACUUUUAGACCGUCACAAACAAUGUUGGUGGACUCCUUAGGGCCAGUUAUGGAGGUAAAAGAUGGGGAAGAUAACAUGGAUGAGGAAGAUGCUGCAGAAGAGGAUGAGAUAGAUGAUGAUGAUGAAGAGGAUGAGGUAGAAGAUAUGGAAGAUAAUGAAGAGGUCGUUGAAGAUAAUAAAGUGUUAUCAAAAGAUGUACGCAUUAAUAUGGAUGCCAGUUCGACUGGUAGUGAGUCCGUUGACAAGAGUGAGAAGUUGGAACGUUGGGAGACACCUUUACAAGAGUUUGAUCCGCAGUCAAUGUCUUUGAAGAAAUAUCAAAAAAAGAUGCAAAAGAAGGCUCGCAAAGAAGGCAAUCGCAAUGUCAAACGAACAGACGAUCUUACACUCGCAUUCCAAAGUUUUUCAGGAUUAAAGGAUAAAGACGAAUAUGAUUUUCAUGCAUAUUUUGAAAAAUAGCUAUUUAUGUUUAAAUUAGUUUCCUUUCACUCAUAAAAGAAAUGUGUAUAUUGAAGUGUGCAUAUACAGUACAGUAUAUAAAAAAAUUCUUUGUAUUCAUUAAACCAGUGUGAAUAAAGUGUCUAAACUA